ACACACACACACGCUCGGCAAAGCUGUUCUCAGGCUGAGAGAAAAGAGAAACGAGGGGAGCGGAGGAUAUAGGACUGCACGCUCGCUGAUGUUGUCCCAGGUGGUGACAGACGCUGAGUAAGAGGCCGCAGGGGGUCAGAGGGGUUCAUCGCUGAGCGUUCGGAUCCCGAAGACACGCCGAUCGGUCGGGUGGAGGCGCACAGGGCCGACGCUCCCCAGGACCGACCUCCAGGAUGUCCCGGAGGAGGUCGACAGGCGACCUGGUGCCCAGCGACAUCACUGAGAUCUUAGCCCGGGAGGCGAGGGCUCAUCGUGGGCAGAAGAAGCCGGGCAGCUCCCUAGGACAGGCCUUCAGCUGGUUGAAGGGCAACCGGAGGAAGAAGAACCUCAACAACGGGCUCAACCGAAUAGCUGUCGGCGUGACGGACGCCAAACUGGGACUUCAGAACCACGACUCAGCGAAAGCUGGCCCGAAAGGGAACGGAGACCAGAAGAGGUUGACGGUCCACUACAGAACCUCCCAGCACUACCAGGAGAAUGUUUUCAUCGAGGGCAGCAGGCCGCAGUACCUGGAGGACCUGCACACCGAGGCCCAGGAAGGCCUCAAGAUCCUGCAGCAGGAAGAACACACCAACGGAGUGAACUCACCCGACGAUGAGAGCGUCGCUUCUACAGACACUCUGCGUCCGGAGCAGGACAUCAGCUCCGUGGACGGAGGCGACUCUCCGACGUCCAGAUCCACCGCCGGGAGCACCGGUACCACGGCGACCUCUGCGGUGUCGACCAGGCCGGCGCUCACCCGCCAAGGUUCAACAUUCAAGCCUCUGAAUCCAGUUCAAAGACUAGAUAAGAGCAGGAAGAGAAACCGGAGGACCACCAUCAUGGGUAUUCCCAACCAGGUCCAGAAGGAGCUCGCAUUGCACAGAAGCUCAACCUUCCAGCAGCUCGUUUCUCCCCCUGAUCCCAGCGACGACCAAUCAGGUGUAGUUAUCAUUCCAACGGUUGACGGAGGGAGUCCGGUAGCAAAUGAUGAGGGAGCGAGGGUGCAUCUUUCAGAGCUGGAGGCAUCCAGAGAGGACCAGCUGCUGAGGAAGCACCUCCAGGCAUUGGACCAAGACGAGCAGCCCUUCAACCACCAGGGUUCUGGCUCCUACUUCGCCCCCCCCACGACCAUGAGACCCAAGUCCCUUGCAGUACCUGGCAUGACCUCUUUGUCCUCCCUCUGUCCUUCAACAAUGUGUAGAUUCCUCCAGGAACCCCAGGGUCCUGUGAUGUCCAUAUCUCCUCAGGCCACCUACAUGUCUACGAUCAUUCAUAAUGCGGUCUUGCCAGCCUCGGUUGAAGUCAUAGAAAUUGACCGCAGCGGCAGCCGGACGCGUUCCAGCAGUGUAAACCAAGGCUAUAACGUCCGCACUGUGAGCAAAAGCAGCCUGGCGUCCAGGGACUCAUCAGUCAGCCCUUUGUUGUCCAGGAGAUCGUAUGGCGAUGACGAUGGCUCCCAAACUGGCAAUUCCCAAGACGACUCCCUACUGAUGCCCUCGUCGGCUUCGGGGUUGAACUGGAGCGACUCACAGUCUUCGAGGACCAUUAUUUCGAACUCCUCCCCGGUAUCCUCCAAGGGUAGCAGGCGGAGCGCUAACUCCCGGAGAGUGAGCCCGGACGAGCGGGAACGCCACACAGGGAAGUCUAGCGGGGACCACGACCUCGUCAGUCUCCGGAGCUCAGUGAGCAGCUUCAGCAGUAAAAGGGAAACUGUUGUUACAGUUUCAGGGUCAGUGGCUGCUGGGGAAGAUGAAAAGACCAAACUGAAUUUCACUCGCAGCAUGUCGGUUGUGAAGACCAAGCAACCCCCGCCACCUCCACGGAGAACCAACUCUCUGCAUGGCAAUAAGAUCAGGAGCAACCCCAAGGUGCUGGUGGACCUCGAUGAGUCCGUGUCUGGAGACGCCACAGAAGAUAUCGCAGCAAAGAAUGAGGUGAAAUCAAUGAUUGCAGACACCAGUAAGAUCUUCACCCUCGUGUCAAACUCCACCGGGUCCAGCUGUCUGGAUGUUUCCUCCACUCCCUUGAGCACCACGCCAACCUCCUCCACCGAGGCAGGAGGAGCAACAGAGCCAGAAUCCAGUAGCUCCUCCCCUCAGAAAACUCCCUCGGAAGAGGAGAAAUUCGAACGGACCAUGUCCCCUUCCAGUGGCUACUCAAGUCAGAGUGGCACUCCGACACUCUCCCCAAAGGGGAACUCCCCAACGUCCCCCGACAAAGAGAAGAAGAAACCUGUCAAACCGGAGAGAGCCGUGUCUCGGGCCUCAUCCUCAGCAGCUUCUCCCUCCUCCUCGCUUACCUCUUUAUCGUCUGGCACAUCUGAGUCUGUCCAUCCAGAUGUUUCCACGUCUAGCCCCAGUCUGCCUCCACGGGGAUCUCCAACCCCUGCUGCUGCAAACGACUUCACUCCGGAUCACAAUUCUUCGACCUUGGGAGCUGAAGUCAGAGAGAUGUUGAACAUCCCACCACAUCCCAAAGUCAAAGCGCCAAGUCCUCCUCCUCCGGAGACAUGGGUCCACAACAGACGCACCUUUCAGCUCCUGUGUGGGCCUUGCCCUCAUGAAAGCAAAGGGACCCAGCAACCAGCACAGAUACAAGACAGCACGGUUAAACAGGUGGGAACCCAGACCGACGCCAUCAAGGAGAUGCAGGUUUCCGAGGAGAAACAAUCAAGUAUAGAUAAAUCUGUCUUAGAAUUGUCAGAGAGCAAAAUGAACCCUGAAACUUUGAUAGAAAUAGGUCCUGGUGGUGUUCAUAGGGAGACGGAGAAUAGCGAAUGUUCAAGUGCCGAAGAGGAAAGGAUGGAAGCAAGCGCAGACGUUCAGAGACGAGAGCGGAGUAGUAGCCCUGCAGCGAAGGACCCCAAGAGUCCAAAGAAAGAUCCUCCUCCUGUCAUGAAGAAACCCGUGACGGCGCCGAACAGAGAGGCGUCGGCAGAACUCUCGCUGGACAGACGGCAAAAGAAAAUGAACGGCGGCGACACGACAGAUGUUUGUUUCCAUGUUGAGAACCACACGACCUCCACGCAGCAUGGGGUGACCAUUGUAGUUGAUGAGAGCGACGAUGUGAUGGUCAAGAGGGAGGUCGCGUCCAUGCAGACGCUUUCUGCGGAGGUCCCCAAAAUUAGCAAGGCCUCGCCACCGCCGACCCCUCCCCCGGCAUACCACCCUCCACCUCCUCCGUCAAGAAGGACGCCCCCUUCAUCAGUGUCCACGCCACCAGAUGAAUUACAGAGGGUGCAGGAGGAGACCCCUGUUGCGGAGUCCUGCUGGCCACCUCCUCCGCCUCCUCUGGAAGGGGACUCUGUCUUUGACGGAGGAGAUGAGGUGGACUUUCCUCCACCUCCUCCCCCCUUACUGACAGACAGCAUGCCAAAUGUGAUGGACAGUUGUAUCACAGUCGGAGGGUCAACUGAGGCCCGGAGUGAAGCUGGGACAUCUGUACGUGGACACAUUCCAGAUGUGCAACCUGCUGUUACUCAAACAGUAACUGACACCAAACCAGAGGUUGUCGUGCAAGUUUCAGAAGCUAAAACCGCUGAUGAGAUUUUGUGCAAACCAGUGACCAACUCUGUUUCAGACAGUGUCCCACCUCCCCCAGUGGUGGCGUCCCCUUCGCCACCCAUCACAAGAGCAGAGAACCCGGUAUCGGUCCCUGCUUUAGUUCCUCCCCACAGUUUCCUGAAGCGGGACGCUCCCUCCGAGCCUCCGGUCAGUGCCCAACCUCCGGUUGCUGUCGCGGCAGCACCCACUUUACCAGCAGACGGCUUCGCCCACGGGAUAAAUUUCAGAAGGCAGCCCAGCGUACCAAACCGAGACGCCAGGAGCAAGGAGCUGCUUUCCCGCCACAAAAGUGCACCCGUCCCGAAAGAGGAUGCGAACAUACCUCUAGUCACCCCCUCCUUGCUACAGAUGGUUCGCCUCCGAUCAGUCAACGUGACUGAAGAUCAGGUGACGGUUCCAUCAGAGGACAAGGCAACGGACCGGGAAGCUUCAGCUCAGGAGAUCUGCUCCGUCUCAAUCCCAGGACCUCAACACGUUCCACAGAAGCCCAUCCGAAAGUCUCUGUCACUGAGAUCUCCCCCUCAGACAGUGAAGACUUCCCCCGUGGUGCUGAACCCCCCUUCCAUGCGCUUACAGGAAGCCAUACGGAUAAAAACAGCAGCCAUGUCUUCGAGAGAUGGUUUUCCAUCCCGACUGGGUGUGAGAUCCUCCGCCUACAGCUCGGUCGGCGAGCAAGGGGCUCUGACCCUGAAAUCCCCCGAGGGUUGCGACCUGCACAAGUCGCCGGCCUCCACCGCCAGCUUUAUCUUCUCGAGGAGCACAAAACGGGUCGUCUUCGAGACCGCGGCUGCCUCCCCCUCCCCCGAAGCUCAGCAGACUCUGAAACAGAGCUCGGCGGCGGAGCUCGCGCGGCCGUCCGACCAAUCAAACUGCGCCGCUUUCUCCAAUGGCGGCGUGAAGUUGGACAAAGUUCCUCCGCCGGUAGCAAAGAAACCGGCCAACGGUCCUUCGCAGAAUCUGCCCGCCGUCGACAGUAACGGGACUACACCUCCCGAGAUGACGAACACAAGAGUGACGGCGGACACCAUUGAAACCCUGUUUUGAAAAAAGCGCUGGACCCGGCUCACGCCAAGAGGUUGACGCAAACACUUCAAGUACAAAACAACUCUCAGCAGGGAGCGACGUCACCGAGAGACGUUUAACCCGAGCGUCAAGUGUCGUGUGUUAACAGUCUCCUCCAAAAAGCCUUAGCCUGUCAUGGCCUUCCUACAUAUUUAUGCAAGAAAAAAGAAGAAAAAGCGUCGCUCCCAAUUUUCAUAUGAUAGCUUUACUCUGGAGUAUUUUUCUAAGCUAUAGUUUAUCUCUCAUUACGGGCCCUCAGGAUGAAAUGGUGAGAGCGCCUCCCAGAGGUAGAGAUUGGUAGUGGUCACUGCAGCUCUGAGACAGAAGCAUUUCUGUCCAAAGAUGUCCUGUCUGUUACGUCUUUUUCUUCUUCCUCUUCUUCUUCUCUUUGUUGUGAUUUUAUACACGUUUAAGAAGUCGUCGGAAAAACAGCAUUUUAUCACCUUCUUGGCUUAAAAGAUGGAGAAUGAAAACACCCGCUUCUCACCGUGUGGAUAGAUGUGUCCGGGAUAGAGCAUGUGAGGGGGAAAUAGAUGCUGCACUCACAAGAAUGAGAGGGAGGACGAGAAAGAAUUAAGAGCUAAUGCGCGAAUGCAGACGCGCGAAUUCUAAUGCAAGAAAGCUGCCGCAGUUAUGCUAACGCGGUAAAGCUGACGCAGUUAUGCUAACGCGGGAAAGCUGCGUCAGUUAUGCUAACGCAGUAAAAACAGCCUCCGACCGCAGCGACGACUCAGCGCUUUUGACACAAUCUGCACAAUCCCGUCUCGACGUUGAGCAACGGUUGAGACAUUCUGAUAAAUCCUCGAGCACAACGGCGUUCCCGAGCUUCCUGUUUAUUUAUGCGUGGUCGUUUCCACUUGUAGCACUGUCGGUCACCUUUUCCUACCAAAUAUGAAAUAUUUAAGAAUCCGUUUCACCUGACAAAAACCACUCUGCGGGGCGGCGGAUGUGAUCGGCCGUGGAUUGAUCGAUACACUGGAGUCGAUUUAUUAUGAGGUCGGCGUUUUUUUAUAUAAAUUAAAUCUUCUGCACCUAUAAUCUUUUAGCCCAAACUUUUUUUCCCGGUGGUAAAUCCAGCUCAUCACUAUUUGCACAAAAUACUUUCCCCACACCCAUCAAAAAAAUCAUCGGUGUGUGAAUUAUACCGACUCUUCGUAACGGGGUCACAAAUGCACGUCUCGAUGAUUAUAAAAGAAUUAUGUACAGUUAUUACUUCUAUAAAUAAAAUGUAAGUGUAAUAAAACUGUU
Molecule: messenger RNA, 5915 nt
Organism: Pseudoliparis swirei
Lineage: Eukaryota; Metazoa; Chordata; Actinopteri; Perciformes; Liparidae
Gene: nhsl3
Product: KIAA1522 ortholog
Exons: 10
Coding region: 234-4649 (1471 amino acids)
Biological process (GO): cell differentiation
Source: RefSeq, a predicted model, not a curated record